UACCUGAUCUGAUUUCUCUGUCUCCAUCAGGAUCCAUUUGAAACCAAACCUCAGCAUGAAGACCACCAGCCCAGAAACAGCUCUCACAGUCUCCAGCAGGAGGAGGAGGAGGAGCUCGGCAGGAGGAGCCCGGAGCAGCUGGAGGACAGGGAGGAGGUGUUACUGACCGACCAGCAGGAGAUCCUCAGAAGAAUCACUAUGAAACCUGAGGAGGAGGAAGGGCCGGAGGUGAAAGCAGCUUCUCCUGAAAUCCUGCUGGUCUACGCCACAGAGACGGACAGAGGAAACCACCAGGGCAUGUACCGUGAAGCCUUCCUGUCCACCUACAGAAGCUUCAUCAGCCCGAGUGAUGUCAUCAGCAAACUCCAGCACAGGUACAGACACUUCUGUAAAGGACGUGAAUCUGCAGAUCUGAUGGCUGCCAAGAAGACUUUCCACCUGCUGAUCAGAGUGGUCGACGAGCUGUGUGCGAUAGAACUGGAGUCCGAUUUGCUCCUGCUCCUCAUGGACCUGGUGUUCAUGCUCCUGACCGGUGGAGAGCUGGGACUGGCUCACCUGCUGCGCUCGAACAUCCUGUCCAAGAUGGAGCAGAGGUGGCAGCUGAAAGGCUCACCUGAGUCUCUCCGCCCCCUCGCAGCAAGGGGUGUGGCUGCCAGACCGGGGACUCUUCUGGACUUCAGGAGUCAGGAUUUAGCGGAACAGUUGACUCUGAUGGACUCUGAGCUCUUCUACAAGAUCGAGCUUCCAGAGGUGUUGCUGUGGUCCAAGGAGCAGAAUGAGGAGAAGAGCCCCAACCUGACACAGUUCACCCAACAUUUCAACAACAUGUCGUACUGGGUUCGUUCUGUCAUCAUUCUUCAAGACAAACCUCAAGACAGAGAGAAACUGCUGCUGAAGUUCCUGAAAACCAUGAAGCACCUGAGGAAGCUAAACAACUUCAACUCGUACCUGUCCAUUCUGUCAGCGCUGGACUCGGCCCCUUUGAGACGUCUGGACUGGCAAAGAAACACAGCUGAGGCUCUGGAGGAAUACAGCUCCUUGAUUGACAGCUCGUCAUCAUUCAGAGCCUACAGAGCAGCUCUAUCUGAAGUGGAACCUCCCUGUAUACCCUACCUGGGUUUGAUCCUUCAGGACUUGACCUUUGUUCACCUUGGGAAUCCUGACCUUGUGACGACCUCUCAGGGAUCAAAUGUCAACUUCUCCAAGCGUUGGCAGCAGUUUAACAUCCUGGACACUCUGAGGACAUAUCAACAAAGUCAUUACUCUCUGCAGCCGAAUGAUGACAUCAUAUCGUUCUUCAAUGACUUCGGCGAUCACCUGGCAGAAGAGGCAUUAUGGGAACUCUCUCUGAGGAUCCGUCCAAGGAAUACCCCACGAGCCAAUCAGAGAUGACAGGCUUAACCGAGACGAAUGGUUAACUUAGUCUAACGUGGAUUAUUACUUUAGAGUGUGAGGUUGAAAAUCAAGGUGCUGACAUGACUUCAACUGUUACCAAACUGGACUACACUGGUGCUUGGUGGUAAGCUCAGACAUCGGUACUAGCUCAAACUUGUUCACAUUGUCAGAUAAUCAUGGCUUAAAUGUGUUCGUCUGGACUGUUCCUGUCAUAAACAACAACAGACUGUCGCUGUGCAAUAAAACAACAAUCUAAAGUACUUUAGAUAGAAGCAUUGUGUUCCUGGGUGUUAGCACAGGUAAGCCUGGUGUCACCAUGAGCUGACCUGUGGUCCCAAACCGUGGCUUCCCUCUGUGUGAGACCUCAGAACUGUACAUGUGUUCAUAUCAAUAUUGCAAUAAACAUUACCCCACACUC
Notolabrus celidotus (New Zealand spotty) is the source of this 1813-nucleotide messenger RNA. Its product is annotated as rap guanine nucleotide exchange factor 1-like. Gene Ontology annotation, cellular component: plasma membrane. The record is from RefSeq and is a predicted model, not a curated record. Bases 199 to 1392 code for a protein of 397 amino acids. The transcript has 13 exons. Lineage: Eukaryota; Metazoa; Chordata; Actinopteri; Labriformes; Labridae. Gene Ontology annotation, molecular function: guanyl-nucleotide exchange factor activity. Gene Ontology annotation, biological process: Ras protein signal transduction; positive regulation of GTPase activity.